Molecule: messenger RNA, 1551 nt
Organism: Lingula anatina
Lineage: Eukaryota; Metazoa; Brachiopoda; Lingulata; Lingulida; Lingulidae
Product: zinc finger protein 862-like
Source: RefSeq, a predicted model, not a curated record
AUGUCAGAUGGUACAACAGAUAUUUCUGUUACAGAAAAUGAGGUUGUGUAUAUCCACUUCGCCAUAAAUGGUGUCACUCAUUGUUACUUUGUUGGGAUGGUGGCUUGUGCAUUUGCAAAUGCUGCAGGUAUUUAUGAUGCCAUAAUGACAGCCCUGAAUGCAACGGAACUGAGAUUGGAGGACAUUAAGAGGCGAAUAAUAGGAUUUGCAGGAGAUGGAGCUUCAGUUAACACGGGACAGAUCUCAGGGGUUAUAGCUCUGUUUAGAAGAAAUAUAUCGCCAGAAAUCAUUAUGGUACAAUGCAUGUCACAUCGUAUUGAGUUAUCAUUCAAAGAUGUUCUCUCCAACACACCUCUCUACAAGAAGGUAUACACUUUGAUGGAUGAAUUGUACAAGAUGUAUCACAAAAGUGCCAAGCAGACAAGAGGUCUCCGUGCAUCAUUUGAGGCUCUGAAGAUGUGGGCUAUGCCAACUAGAGUUGGUGGCACUGGGUGGCUUGGGCACACUAUGACAGCACUGAAUGUAAUCUGGAAAGGCUACAAAGCCUUUGCCCUGCAUCUGAAUGAGGUAGUUAGUAUUCCCAGUGGAACAUCAGCAGUACAACCCAAAGCCAAGCACCUGAUCAAGCUCCUGAGAUCAAAAGAUGUAAUGCUCUUUGCCCAUUUUCUCACAGAUCUGGUUGCUGUACUUGUGAGGUUGUCCAUGGCACUACAGAAGCGACAGACAUGUAUUUAUGAAGUCCGUCAGGAGUUGGAAACCACCACACUCAACAUCAUCAACCUUCAUACCAGUCCUGGCCUGAACAUGAGGAGACUACAAGCUGCCCUGGCUGUGGGUGAUAAGUAUCAAGGGGAACAACUACAUGGGCAAUCUGCAACUUAUGAAGCCCAAAAGAGGAAAGUUCUGGAUAAUUUGGUGUCAUCUUUGGAUAAACAAUUUGCUGACAUUGACAAGGGUCUACUCAGUUGCACCAGUAUAGCCAAUUUACAGUCUUGGCCUCCCACAUUUGAAGAUGCUCCAGAUUUUGGUAAUGACAUGCUGGCACAAGUGGUAGAUCACUUUAAUAACCAUCUGCAGCAAAGUGUGGACUUGGCUGUCAUGGAUGCAGAAUGGACCUCUUUAAAACAUGACCUCUACGAAAAGGACCUCGGAAUGGAGAGAGGUUUCUCUCAACUAAAAAUCAUUAGGACCCAGUUGAGAAACAAACUGAGGGCUUCCACCCUGACAGCACUCCUGACCAUCCAGCUCCAUUCUGCAGAGAUAGCAGAAUAUGACCCAACCCCUGCCAUACAUUGCUGGAACACCCAGAAAAGACGGCGGCCUUUAUUCCUGAGGUCUGUCAGCAGAGGUCAUUGCAGAAGGCCUGCUGCAGAUGAAAUGAGAUACUUAAAGGCAGAGGCAGAAGCAGAUGCUGCUGCGCCAGAUGUCCAGAAACCCGAGGAUCCAAACCUAGACUCUGAUUAUGACAGUCACAGUGAAUCAGACUUUUCCGAUUUGGGAUCAGCGCAUAAUGUUUCAGAUGCUGACAGUGAAGAAUCUGUACUUGAAUAA